GAUCUCUCUCUUUGUAUGAUAGGUAAAUGCAUUUUUCAGGAGGGCGAAUGGGCAGGCUAGUCUUCCAUCGCUCUAAUAUUAGAGGUUGAACUCUUUUCUUGGUGUUUGGUGUUUCGUAUUUUUGGGUGGCCCAUGGUGGCCGUGGUGGCCCGUUAGAAAUCCCUAUUGGCUAUGGUGGCCAUGGGUGGCUGUCGGUACCUUGCAUUCUCGACCAUUCUUGAAUCUCGACCCUCCCUUGCUUGACCCCUUGCAAAUGCUCCGUGCCUUUCAUACAGAAUGUUCAUCUCGAACCCCAGUCUUGAGAAAUUUGUUAGAUGGCAUCGAAGUCCCUACCGACCAGGUAGACAGACAGACAGCUAGGUAGAGGAUUAGACUUAUAAUCACUUCUCGACUCUUUUCUGCUCUCUGCGACCCUUUCGACCCUUUCGACCCGUUCGACCUUGGCUCCAUUUUUCUUCUGCUCAAGCUCGAGGGACGAGAUUUACAUCUUCAGCUUUCUCCACAAGCACUAUUUCUGUCCCCUCUCUUCUUGUCAAUCUUUACCUCGUAUGUCCCGUUUCUGCUCUUAGAUCUUUCGUUGCCUUACGAGACGGAACAGGAGAGAAAAAAUCGAGAUACACGAAUCGAACUUCGAUUACGAAGAAAACUUCUUUCCAUUCUUUUAAUAGAUUCAAUUCUACCCCCAUUCUGUCUCUCUUUCUUUCACCUCUUUGGACUUUGUUUCCUCCGUUUCAUUGUUGAAAUAGUUGGUUCCAAUUCUCCUGUUGGAACUAGCAGAAUUCUUAUCUAUCCAACUGAUUAUUCUUUGCACUGUUGAUCAAAACCCCUCCCUCGAACACGCUUGACGCGAGUUAUUAUACGAAUGACGACCAUCCAUUAAAUCCAUUGCAUCCAUACAUUCGUUUCGCAGACUAUCAAUUGAUUGAAAUCUGCGUUGAUUCUCCCUUGAGAUUCACUCGUUACACCAUUUGUACAAAUUAUUAUUAUUAUUGCUUCUAAUUUGUUAGUUUUACAUUCGAGACGAGCAACAUUCCACAAGGAAUCUCAUCUCCCCCGCCACUGCUCCAAUCUCAGAUCUCCAGAAAGAUCUGCGGUUAUAUACUUGCUUUCUCCACACGAACACCCUACUUCUCGAUUAAAUGUCACUUCGCUCCCCUCGAUCACCAACAGAUUUCUCGCGGCGUGGCUUCCAGCCCAUAGACGGCGGCGAUAUGACCGAAAACAUCCCCCUCACACAAGUGAAAACUGCAGCCUCUUCCACGGGAGCACGAAAGGCUGGAGAGGGAAUACUGGCAGGAAGCUCGGAAAAUGAUUCUGGCAAGGAAGAUGAGAAGCAUGGAAUGUUUAGAAAAGGGAUAGCCGGCAGAAGAAAGGUCCAUCCCACAAGAGUAGGAACAAAUGGAGAGGAGGUUUCUGUCAAUGGCUUGGGCAGAUUUUACAACACAAUCAUUAACUUCUCGGUGGUCACUCGUUACAUGUUCUACGUUGCGCCAAUUGGUAUCAUACUCGCCGCACCAAUCGUUAUCUUCGCUGUCAUGGACCCGACGGCAACCAUUGGCAAAAUGAAAUUAUACUUGUUCUUCACUUGGAUUGAGAUUAUCUGGCUUAGCAUUUGGGUUUCGAAGCUAUGUUCUAAAGCCGUACCUUACAUCUUCAUGUUUUUGUGCGGAGUUGUCAGCACUGGCGUGAGAAAGUACGCAACUAUCUUGAGAGCUUUGGAAAUUCCAUUAUCCUUGGUUGGAUGGGCCAUUACCAGCUUAGUCACCUUCACGGCCUUGACGAGUAAAGAAUUGAACAAGCUGCACAAAAAUGGCAAAGACUACGAUGGCACCCUGGAUCCAUGGGCUGACACGAUGAAGCGUGUUCUGGUGCCUACUUUAAUCUCUACAAUCUUACUCUUGGCAGAGAAACUCAUCGUUCAAUUGAUCAGUGUCAAUUAUCACCGACGCUCUUUCGAUGGACGUAUCAAAGAAUCAAAACACCUCAUCCACUUGCUCGGUCUUCUCUACGAAGCAUCCCGAACUUUGUUUCCAAUGUACUGCCCCGAAUUUGCGGAAGAAGACUACAUUAUCAGUGAUAGCAUCGAAGCCGUCCUUCAAAAGACGAACAGAAGACUAUUGGGUCAUAACAGAUCGGGUUCAAAUGCACCAAUGAAGAUUAUUGGAGAUAUUGGUCGUUUUGGUGACAAAGUUACGUCGGUCUUUGGAAACAUUGCAUCUGAAAUUACUGGAAAGCAAGUUUUCAACCCCAAUUCUGCUCACUCCGUCGUUAUUGAAGCGCUUGAGAAGACCAAAUCAUCCGAGGCAUUGGCGAGACGUCUAUGGAUGUCUUUCGCUGUCGAAGGCAAGGAUUCUUUAUCUGCCGAAGAUCUCGAGGAGGUCCUUGGCGCUGGUCGCAAGAUGGAAGCCGAAGAAAUCUUUGAAGCUUUGGACAACGAUGGAAAUGGCGAUAUCUCUCUUGAUGAGAUGAUCAUGAAAGUAGUAGAUAUUGGCCGUGAACGAAAAUCGAUUGGAAACAGCAUGAGAGACGUUGGACAGGCCAUUGGUGUUCUUGAUCAGGUCUUACUAAUUAUCGUUCUUAUCAUUGUCAUUUUUGCCUACAUUGCUUUCCAAGAUACUGGUUUCCUUACCACAUUGACAACUGCCGGCACGACCCUCUUGUCUCUAUCUUUCGUUUUCGCUGCAACUACUCAGGAGUUCCUUGGUUCUUGCAUCUUCCUUUUCGUCAAACAUCCAUACGAUGUUGGUGAUCGCGUCGACAUUAGUUCCGAAUACCUUGUUGUGGAACAAAUUUCCUUACUUUUCACCAUUUUCAAACGCAUCGACAACAUGAAGAUGGUACAGGUACCUAAUAUUGUACUCAACAACCUUUGGGUUGAGAACAUCACUCGUAGCAAGGCAAUGAAGGAACAACUCGACAUGUACAUCUCCUUUGAUACUACUCUCGAGGAUAUUGAACUCCUACGCACAGAGAUGGAAAAUUUCGUCCGUCAUCCAGAUAAUGCUCGUGAUUUCCAACCAGAUAUUGUAUUGGAGGCUGUGGGCAUUGGGAACAUGGAUAAGCUCCAACUCAAGGUGGAAAUCAGACAUAAAUCCAAUUGGCACAACGAAACAGUUCGCGCUGCUCGUCGUUCCAAGUUCAUGUGUGCUCUUGUUUUGGCCUUGCGCAAAAUUCCGAUCAACGCUCCUGGAGGUGGUGGAGAUGCUCUCGGUGGACCUGCCAACCCCAACUAUUCUGUCGCUGUGACCGAUGAAUGGGCCGCCGAAGCACGGGAUAAAUCAUCAACCACUAAAGACUCAAAACGUCUUGUACCCACGAAAUCUCUGAAAAAUACAAAUCCAGAUCUUGGACCAAUAGAUACAGAGGAAGAGGCCGCGGAACAUUUGAAUGCAAGGCGCCCCGGCUUAGACUUUGCACAUAGUAACAGUUACAAUGACAACGAUGAUAUGUCGACCUUGGGAGGAAAUAAUUUCGACAGCCAAUACAGCAAUCAAAGAACAUCUCUCAUGAAGAGAGCAAGCACCCGAGGUAGACGAAAGCCUGGAGAACAUCUACCACCGAGUGCAUUCCAGUCAUCCCCUGGUUUUAGCGUUACAAUAGAUGAGCCUUCAGCAUCAGGAACUUACGGAAAUUCUUUCAUGAAUGAAGGCUCUUCAGGUUCUACCGAGUAUAACUCUUCAUAUGGCAGUGGAAGUGGUUAUCAAAAAUAUACACCAUUCCCUGUAAAUCCAUCUGGUCAAAUCGGACGUAACGCAUCCGUUGCUUCGAAUAGAAGUCAAAUUGGACCCGAUGGGGCUGGUAUACCAUCGUCGACGUCGCUAUACCCAUCAUAUUCAGCAGGACAACAAUCAGCUGGUGUGGCUUCCAACUCGACUGCUAGCAACGCAUCACAAGCUGCACCUGGUCGAACUUUAGUCGGCAGUGCACCAGCAAGCCGAGCGAGGAGUGGAACUACAGGUGGUGUUCGACCGAAUGUUGAAGAUGAAGAAGAGUAGAGGCAGAGGACGAUGUAGCAGAAUACAGACUGGAUAGAGCCAGAUUUCUUUUUAUUACAGGAUCGGGAGUCAAACAUACUAUACCCGAAUAUUUUUGCUUGUAGUUGAUGCAUGGAUUGGCAAAAUGAUAACGAAUUUGUAUGAUGUAUUUGUUAGAUAAUGUGCUUGCUACAUUGGCUUCCGCAUUUUCUUUAGAUGGACAAGGUCGGUCGUGUCCGAUUAGAACCAUAGAUUGGCCAGGAGAAUUUAUGAAUGGAAUGGGCAAUUCAAGCAAUUUUAUGCAAUUAUUUAAACACUCAGCCUUGGAAGUCUUUGCACAUUGAGUGAGACAUGACAUAUAUAAUUGACAAUUUGAUCAUCGGAAACGCCUCCUUAAAUGCUACUAGAUCUCACCCCAUGAUGUAGUGAAACCUUGAAAGAUGAUGAGAUGAGACAAUCAUACGCCA
Molecule: messenger RNA, 4441 nt
Organism: Botrytis cinerea B05.10
Lineage: Eukaryota; Fungi; Ascomycota; Leotiomycetes; Helotiales; Sclerotiniaceae
Exons: 2
Coding region: 1140-3995 (951 amino acids)
Biological process (GO): intracellular calcium ion homeostasis; calcium ion transmembrane transport
Cellular component (GO): membrane
Molecular function (GO): calcium ion binding; calcium channel activity
Source: RefSeq, a predicted model, not a curated record